CGGCCAUUUCCUUUGACCGGGCUUGGCGCCAUAAGCGCCGGCCAAGCGCUAAAGCGCCGGCGUUCCGCGCCAUGUCGAUCUCUCAACUGUUGCAAUGGGAUGUGUAUUGGACCCGCAAGGCUCAAUCGAUGUCCUUGGGAUACCUGGAAGUGCUCAUCUACCCAGGAUCUUUGGCAUUUAGCUGGGAGGGUGUGGGCUUUUCGCUGGCCCUUUGCGGCCUCCUCUGUGGCUUCCAGCCCCUGCGCAUGGCUUUGUUCGCGCUUUGCUAUGGCCAGCUGCUCAAUCGAGUUCUGAAAAUGAGCAUCCAGCGCUCCCGGCCCGACACACCCGAGGUGAAGCGGCUCUUCAAGACCAUCAUCCCAAAGGAUUCGCAUGCGGACGGUGCUGCCUUCCCCUCGGGCGACACCAUGGCCGGCAGCGUCACAGGCGCCUCGCUGGCCCUUGCGGGCUGCGGCUGGGCUUGGUGGCUCCUAGGGCUGUACGUGGGCUUCGGUCGGGUGUAUUUUCUGGCUCACCACUGGCUGGACAUCUUUGCAGGCUAUGCUGAGGGCUGCACUGUCUCCUUCAUUGCCUUCAAGAUGAUUCGCAUGCAUCACGCCUUCGACCUGCAACAGCUUGGAGGGCUCUUGGUGGCGGCACUGGGAUUCGGCUUGGCCAUGAAGCUUACCAAGAGGCUUCACAGUGGCCCUGCCAAAGCAAGCCACCUAUUUUUGCUGGCUGCUGGCAUCGCACUGAUGAUCUUGGCGCCCACCAUUUGAGCCCGCGAGGCCGUUCUUGUUGCGCGGGGCCACAGUGUAGAUGCGAUCGGCCACCGAUUUUCCUCCGGCGACGAAUGCCAGAAUGGAUGGCAGCUGCAGGGUGGGUAUUCAGGGCGGGCUCAAC
Molecule: messenger RNA, 882 nt
Organism: Durusdinium trenchii
Lineage: Eukaryota; Dinophyceae; Suessiales; Symbiodiniaceae
Source: the annotation of a GenBank genome assembly